CACACGCCCGCCGUGCGACCCCCCCCGACGCCCGCCCGCUGAGAGAACGAAGCUCGAGUUCGACCUUGUUGUCGUUGUGUCCAUCGCCCAAUUCUCCAUCUCUCCCGACAACCCCGUGUUUAGAGAUACACAGCAGCCAAGAUGUCUCAGAGACCGCGUCCCUCCGGCAACAAGCUCAAGAUGACCCUGGGUCUUCCUUGUGGCGCCGUGAUGAACUGCUGCGACAACUCCGGUGCCCGCAACCUUUACAUCAUCUCCGUCAAGGGUAUCGGUGCUCGCCUGAACCGUCUCCCCGCUGCCGGUGUCGGAGACAUGGUCAUGGCCACCGUCAAGAAGGGAAAGCCUGAGCUCCGUAAGAAGGUCAUGCCCGCCGUCGUCGUCCGCCAGAGCAAGCCCUGGCGCCGCGCCGAUGGUAUCUACCUCUACUUCGAGGACAACGCUGGUGUUAUCGUCAACGCCAAGGGUGAGAUGAAGGGCUCUGCCAUCACCGGUCCCGUCGGUAAGGAGGCCGCUGAGCUUUGGCCUCGUAUCGCCUCCAACUCCGGUGUUGUCAUGUAAAAAAAGCCUUGAAUUUUAUGCGGGUGCGUGACAAGGCGGAUUUGGGGAACGAUACCAAAGCUCGGAAUCAUGGGUGGGGGUUGCCAAUUCAUAUCUAUGACCUCGAAUAAAAUGAAAAUGAAUUCAUAAAAAA
Molecule: messenger RNA, 691 nt
Organism: Aspergillus japonicus CBS 114.51
Lineage: Eukaryota; Fungi; Ascomycota; Eurotiomycetes; Eurotiales; Aspergillaceae
Product: 60S ribosomal protein uL14
Exons: 5
Coding region: 142-558 (138 amino acids)
Biological process (GO): translation
Cellular component (GO): cytosolic large ribosomal subunit; ribosome
Molecular function (GO): large ribosomal subunit rRNA binding; structural constituent of ribosome
Source: RefSeq, a predicted model, not a curated record